This is a messenger RNA of Lagenorhynchus albirostris (white-beaked dolphin), 445 nucleotides long. RefSeq names its product potassium voltage-gated channel subfamily E regulatory subunit 2 (gene KCNE2). The record is from RefSeq and is a predicted model, not a curated record. Gene Ontology annotation, cellular component: membrane. Gene Ontology annotation, biological process: regulation of ventricular cardiac muscle cell membrane repolarization; regulation of heart rate by cardiac conduction; ventricular cardiac muscle cell action potential. NCBI's taxonomy places the organism in Eukaryota, Metazoa, Chordata, Mammalia, Artiodactyla, Delphinidae. The transcript has a single exon. Bases 1 to 372 code for a protein of 123 amino acids. Gene Ontology annotation, molecular function: delayed rectifier potassium channel activity; potassium channel regulator activity; voltage-gated potassium channel activity involved in ventricular cardiac muscle cell action potential repolarization.
AUGCCUACUUCAUCCAACCUGACACAGACACUGGAAUAUGUCUUCAAAAGGAUUUUUGUGACUUACAUGGACAACUGGCGCAGGAACACAACAGCUGCACAAGAGGCCCUGCAAGCCAAGGUCGAUGCUGAGAACUUCUACUAUGUCAUCUUGUACCUUAUGGUUAUGAUCGGAAUGUUCUCUUUCAUCAUUGUAGCCAUCCUGGUGAGCACCGUGAAAUCCAAGAGACGAGAACACUCCAAUGACCCGUACCACCAGUACAUUGUGGAGGACUGGCAAGACAAGUACAAAAGUCAAAUUGUGAACCUGGGAGAAUCAAGGGCCACCAUCCACGAGAACACUGGUGCAGCGGGGCUCAGAAUAUCUCCUUGAUUAGCGAGAGAGGCAUACAGCCAACGUCUGAUAUGCAAAUAUGAAGAGACGCCAGUGUCAUGGAGCCAAUCCA